AUGGAUCCACCUGCUGCUCAUCAAGAAUUCAAAUCCAUGAUGGUUGGUUUGAACAACUGCAGGAUUUGUCAUGCCCUCCGUGCUAAUCCAGUCAUCCACAAAGACUUAAUCACUGAAUUUUGGAUAAAUGCUUCAAUCAACAAGCAAGGAGCAGAUGGAGCUGGUGUUGUCGAAUCAAUGGUGAAGGGAACUCAAGUAAUUGUUUCUGAUCAAAGGUCGUCUGAUACUUUGGACAUGAAAGCUUUGGGUCCCAACACCUUUGGACUCAUGAAGCAAUCAAGAAAAGCUAUCAAAGUUGCCUAUCAAGGGUUGAAGGAGUUGGUUAAAAAGUUUGUUGAAGUUGAAAACACUCUUGCUGCCAGUUCCAUUAAUGCUGAGAUUGCCAAGGAACAUGUGGCACCUACACCAAAAUUUCAAUAUGCAUUCGAAGAUGUUGAAAUAUCUGAUGAAGAAGAGGAAGAGGGUUAA
This is a messenger RNA of Lactuca saligna, 468 nucleotides long. NCBI's taxonomy places the organism in Eukaryota, Viridiplantae, Streptophyta, Magnoliopsida, Asterales, Asteraceae. The record is from the annotation of a GenBank genome assembly.